GGCACAAAGACGUCCGAUAAAUUUCUAAUGUUUUUUUGAAAUAAAAAUUCGCGCCUAAAUGAGUGCUAAAGACCAAUACAAUUGCGUUUUGUGCGACUCGAAAUUAGAAUCCAAGGAAGCUUUGCAAGCGCAUUUUAGGAAACAUGCCAACAAAGAAAUAGAUACUCGUGGUAGACCUGUGAAAACAAGCAAAAAUGAUGAUACUCAAUGUGAUGUGUGCGGGCAAGCAUUUAAUUCAAUUAGUGCAACAAUACGACAUAGAUUUAAAGUUCAUCCUAAUUCGCCAACAAAGUUUUAUUGUCAUUAUUGUGGGAUGCAAUUUCCUCUAAAAACACACAGGGAUAAUCAUCAAGCAUCUCAUGAUUCAUCUGAAAGUGAGAGGAAAGAACAACAUAAGAAAUGCGAAGACUGUGAUGUAAUGUUUUAUAAUGAAAAAGCUUUAGAUUAUCAUUAUCGCUCUAUACAUAAAAGGAUGGUACAUUUAUUUCAACCAAUAGCAACACCACCUCCUAGCAAUAAAAUUAAAGUAAAUUCAAUGAAUGACGCUCUCAGUGUAUAUUACUGCCAUUUAUGUGGUGCUGAAUAUAUUAUAAAAUUCAAUUUGCAACGGCAUUUGGAAAGAGCUCAUACUCAAGAAGAAAGAGAAGCUGUUCCAGAAGAUUUAAUAAAAUGUACAGUAUGUGCUGCUUUAUUUUGCAGUAAAAGAGCAUAUGAAGUGCAUAAUAGUUAUCAUCAACCAGAUGAUUUAUAUGUAACAUCAGAAGAACAAAGGUUGCAAACUGUAACUAAAGUAGAUCAAGAUUUUGAUAUAAGGCGUGUCGAGGGAGUUGCUGACAAAUAUGUCCCAAAAAGUAAUACUCCAAAAAGGCCUGCUAAAAAUUGGCCAAAGCUUAAAAAGACACAGAAAGCAGAAGUAAAACGAAAAGAUUAUUCUUCUUCAGAUGAUGAACCUGGUGCUACGAAUGAAUCCAGUGAUUCAGAAAGUGAUCUUCCAUUGAAACAAAGGAUUUGCAACUAAUGGAGGUCUUUUUAUUGUUUAUAACAUAUUUCUAUGUUUAUAUUUUUCAUAUAUUAAAACUAUGUUAAAAUGA
This is a messenger RNA of Frieseomelitta varia, 1091 nucleotides long. RefSeq names its product zinc finger protein 33B-like. Gene Ontology annotation, biological process: regulation of transcription by RNA polymerase II. Gene Ontology annotation, cellular component: nucleus. Lineage: Eukaryota; Metazoa; Arthropoda; Insecta; Hymenoptera; Apidae. The record is from RefSeq and is a predicted model, not a curated record. The coding region runs from base 59 to 1018 and encodes 319 amino acids. The transcript is spliced from 6 exons. Gene Ontology annotation, molecular function: DNA-binding transcription factor activity, RNA polymerase II-specific; RNA polymerase II transcription regulatory region sequence-specific DNA binding.